AUGGAAAAGCCCAACUCAUUUCCUGGAGUAAUUUUUGUACAACCUGGCCAACCGAUUAAACAUUCUGUGUCUGAGGCACAUCGGCCAGUCUUCUCGUCUCAAUACUCUUCCAGCACUGCCAACGUAGAACAUGACAAUUAUACUAAGCACCUGGUCAUUGAAACGAAUGCCAAGAUGUAUCAACGACUUGUUACGUUCAAUCAGCUGCGCGCGUACUUAGCCUAUCUUUGCGGACAGGAAAUGGCGGUUACCUCGGCAACUGCUGCAGCAGCGGCAUCAGUAAUAACUGGACAAGGUGAAGGUGCAACGAUUGCUACUGGACCAACUCGUGGCUUUGUUCCCCCACCACUAAACAACUUUACUGGUGGCUUGCGCUCAGGUCCUGGCGUGCUUCAGGCUAGCCACUGUGACAUUGCAGUGAUUCGUUGCCUGUUCCUCAACCACUGGAAUGAACCAGGUGCCUUUUGGUGUUUGCGCUAUAUGUUACGUCGUCUGCUUGAGCUCUAUAUGGAGUUACAGCGCUCAACUACCGCUAUCGAAAUGGCUGGCUUCCGUCAUCUUCUUGGCCCAUCAUUUAAAGAUUGUCUUAAUCGCGCUCAUGUUAGUUUAGCCACGGAUACAUCUCUAUCAAAAACAACAAAUGCUGUCUUCGACAAUUCAGAACCAACUUCAUCUUUUCAAAUUGAAAAACCAUCCACAGGAGUCUUUGAUGUUAGCUCGACUCAGAAGGCACAUUCAUCUAGAUCAUCAUCACCCCCGAUUUUCGGCAUUUUACGCAGCCUCUCUAUGCCACAGCUCUUUUCUACUCCAUUUCCGCAAGUAUUGGACGGGCAGACUAGUUCUACCAAUGGGAAAAAAAUGGAUAAAGAUUUCGAACUCGGUGUUAACGAACCACCUGCUUGGCCGAAGGUUGACAAUAAAGACCUAUCAGAGGUAGAUAAAUUCUGCACAGAGACAGGUAAUGGAUUUAACUAA
Molecule: messenger RNA, 975 nt
Organism: Protopolystoma xenopodis
Lineage: Eukaryota; Metazoa; Platyhelminthes; Monogenea; Polystomatidea; Polystomatidae
Source: the annotation of a GenBank genome assembly